Stylonychia lemnae is the source of this 1227-nucleotide messenger RNA. NCBI's taxonomy places the organism in Eukaryota, Ciliophora, Spirotrichea, Sporadotrichida, Oxytrichidae. The record is from the annotation of a GenBank genome assembly.
AUGAAAGCAAAUUAAAGGUUCAGUAGAUAACUUCCUUUAAACUACAUUAUAAUUUUAGUCUUAGUGCUCUCAGUUUCAUACUUUGUUAUUAGUAAAGAGAUAACUUAAUAUGCAGGGAAGUGUUCUCUCUGCAUUAUUAAUAAAUACUAAUACUGUGAUAAAAAAUGCCAUACAGGCAACGAUACCUGCACGAACUCUUACCUUGACACAUGUAAAGACACACAAUCAAAUUCAACUCUUUGCAAUAAGUUGCAUAUUAUAACCUCUAACGACUAAGGAUAUAAGAGAAUUCUCGAACUUGUACUAGGACCUGGUCAAUGGUGCUAGUUUAUGCUUACAGACGACAUCUAUAAUGCAUUACUGAAGUAUACCAUCGCUAAUUGGAGUGUGAAUGCUAAUAACACAGCAACUGUUACUUUUAAUGAAACAAAUCAAACAAGAAGACUCACUACAGAUUAAACAACCAAUAUACUUAUAACAGACUAUUAGGACCCUUUAACACCUACCACAAAUAUGCUCCUAAAUUUCUCUCACACAAUAUUAGUCUAUAACCCAGAAGUUGACAUUGCUUCAAGAAGAUUAUUUUCUCUGACAUACUCCAGCUCAAUUAUAAAUCAACUCUCUUGGGUUUUGAGUGCAGUCUUUGUACAAUACGUAGUCUAUGCCCUGAUCUAUAUAAUUGAUGGCUUCAGAUACGAGGCUUACUACGGUGAAGAUUCAAAGAGUGGAGCUUCUGCUGCAUAAAAUAAAGCCAAAGAUAAUAAAAAAGCAGAUGUAAAGAAGAACUAGGAUGCAGCAGCUGAAAACCAAAGUCCAGCAGAUGUCAAUGAAGUAGAGCUAGAACAAUAAGAUUAACCAAAUGAAAAUGUUGAUGGUAUGGUAGGCUAAAAGAAAGAUGCAAAACCAGCAGCUGGUAUAAAUGACUCAUAGUUAAAUAAUGAUGAGGAUAGUGAAUUUGAGAGCGCUCAUUUAUUCGUUAUUGUAACUAAGAACUUCCAAAAAAUGUCUAUUUGGUUCUUCUUGCUAAGUGGACUUUGCGCUUUUAGAGCUGCCAUUCCACUGACAGUUGCUAUGGCUUGGCUUUAAGUUCUAUGUAGAAUCGUGCAAUUAAUUGGAACUAUGCUUAAAAAGAGACUUGUUGCUAAGAUUGGUUAUUUAUCCGCUACUCUAUUUAUGAUAAUAAUGUUCUUGGGUGUUAUGGCAGAUGAGUCUCAAGUAUUAAAGUGA